AUGAGCUCUGAAGACCCGGCAGUUACUAAAUUUCGCGAAUACCUGCUAAUCAAGACAGAGCAACCGAAUCCGGAUUACGAUGAUUGUAUGAAGUUCCUAGCCGCUCUGGCUGAUGAACUUUCGAUAGAACAUCAUAUAAUUGAGCCAGAAAAAGGAUUUCCCUUUAUGGUGAUGACCAUCCCUGGGGAAGAGCCGAACUUACCGGCAUUAAUGCUACAUUCUCACACUGAUGUUGUGCCGGUUUCUAAGGAACACUGGAAACACGAUCCGUUCGAAGCGGAAAAAGAGAAUGGAAAAAUUUAUGGCAGGGGAACGCAGGACAUGAAAUGUAAUGGAAUCCAGUAUUUCGAGGCUAUGCGGAGACUCUACAAAAAUGGGAAGAAAGAUUUUAAGCGCACAAUUCAUAUCGUUUGGGGGCCUGAUGAAGAAUUGGGGAGCCAUAAUGGGAUGGAGAAGCUGGUGGAACAUCCGGAUUUUAAGAAGCUUAACGUCGGUUUCGUGCUAGACGAAGGAAUGGCUUCCGAGAAUGAUACUUACAAAGUUUUUUACGCUGAACGCUGCAAGUGGUGGUUCCGCGUCACAUUCCUGGGCCCUCCCGGCCACGGUUCGCGUUUUAUAGCGAAUUCCGCUGCCGAGAAAAUGCAACGCUUCAUCUCAAAAGCCUAUCAAUUCCGCGCAAAACAACAAGAAAUCCUAAAAAAGGACCCGAAAAAGACGCUCGGUGAUGUGACCAGCUUGAACUUGACGGUUUGUCGGGGCGGAGUCGAGACAAAUGUUGUGCCAGAAAAAUUUGAAUGUGAAUUCGAUAUGAGAGUCACCCCAUCGACAAAUUUCUAUGAACUACAAGCGGAAAUCGAUUCCUGGAUAAAAUUUGCUGGUGAAGGCACCAACAUUGACUGGAUUUUGCAUAAAACCUUCCAAAACAUCACCCCAACUACGAAGGAUGAUCCAUUUUCGAGGGUUAUCGAAGAGACGCUGGGAAAUGAGAACUGCCAAUUCACCAAAGAAAUCUUUCCCUGUGGAACGGAUUGUGGCCUGAUCAGGGCGACCGGAGUUCGAGUCAUCGGCUUCUCACCCAUCAUCAACACAACCGUGUUGUUGCACUGUCACGAUGAGUAUUUGGACGAAUCGGUAUUUCUUCGCGGCAUCGACAUCUACGAGAAGUUGAUUCCAGCUCUGGCAAAUGUGAAGGAA
This is a messenger RNA of Mesorhabditis spiculigera, 1194 nucleotides long. The record is from the annotation of a GenBank genome assembly. Lineage: Eukaryota; Metazoa; Nematoda; Chromadorea; Rhabditida; Rhabditidae.